Bubalus bubalis (water buffalo) is the source of this 1979-nucleotide messenger RNA. It is a transcript of the gene AQP6, whose product is annotated as aquaporin 6. Gene Ontology annotation, biological process: transmembrane transport. The coding region runs from base 966 to 1811 and encodes 281 amino acids. Gene Ontology annotation, cellular component: apical plasma membrane; plasma membrane. The transcript is spliced from 4 exons. The record is from RefSeq and is a predicted model, not a curated record. Gene Ontology annotation, molecular function: water channel activity; nitrate transmembrane transporter activity. NCBI's taxonomy places the organism in Eukaryota, Metazoa, Chordata, Mammalia, Artiodactyla, Bovidae.
UUUGGGGAACCUGCGGACACCAGGGGACACCUGCUGGGCAGGGACACAUGGCUCCGGGCACAGCCCAGGCACUCUGCUGUGGGUAAGAGGUGACGAGCGCAUUAUUUUAGCAGCUCGGCAGGUUCUUCUCAGGGACAAAACACUUCUGUUUGAGAAAAUACCUUGGUAUAUUGCUGGGGGUUAAAGGGCAGAGCCUGGGUGUGGGUAAACUAAGGCAGCAUAGUCAAAAGAACGGUAAGCUGCCCUGUGAAGGGGCACAAGACGGCGAAGAGUCAGUGGAAACUCCAGACCGGUGGGCAGCAGCGGUACCCACCGCCACAGGCGUCACCAGUUAGCUGUGGAGCAACUCCCCACCCCCGCACCUGCUCCUCUGCACUCCUGCAGGCCCACGUCCUCAGUAAAGUUGACCCCAUUCACAUCAGCUUUCAGAAAAUGGUGCUCUAGGUGGAAGUGGAGGACAGAGCUUCCUUCACAUCUGGGUUUAUGGGGUGCAGAAUAGUGUGAACCCAUCCAGGAGACUAGGAGCCUGGGGCAGGGGGUGCACGGGGCCCUCUGACAUAGGCCUUGGACUUGGGGAUCUGAGUGAUCUCAUUCUCUCUAAGCUGACGUCACGGAUGGGAGCAUCCUAGGGUCACCUGGGCCCCCAGACUGGGUGUUGGCCAGCAGCAGAGUUAGGCCUGCCCCGCUUGGAAAACUCCUGGGAGGUUCCAGUUCAGUGCCCAAGGACAGCCCCCCUCCUUUGGCUGUCAUGUGAGUUUAGGGUGGGGCGAGCGUGUGGCCACCCCCACACCUCCCACCCCACCCCCCGAACACACAUAACCCUGUCAACCUGCCCCCUGCCAGUCUGACCAGCAUGGUCCUUAAACCAGCAGCACCGUAAGGAGCUGCAGGCUGGGGCCGGAGCAGCCCGAAGACAGGAGAUCAGAAGAGGCAGAGAUCAGAAGAGGAACAUAGACCUGGGGGCGAUGGAGUCAGGCCGGUGCAGCUUGGCUAAGAUGCUGGUGUGCCGGCUCUGGAUGACCAUCAGCAAGGCUCUGUUUGCCGAGUUCCUGGCCACGGGGCUGUACGUGUUCUUUGGCGUGGGCUCGGCUCUGAGAUGGCCCCUGGGGCUUCCCUCUGUGCUGCAGAUCGCCAUCACCUUCAACCUGGCAACGGCCGUGAUCGUGCAGAUCACCUGGAAGGCCAGCGGGGCCCACGUCAACCCUGCCGUAACGCUGGCCUUCCUCGUGGGCUCCCACAUCUCCCUGCCCCGGGCUGUGGCCUACGUGGCUGCCCAGCUGGCAGGGGCCACGGCGGGAGCUGCUCUGCUUUACGGGCUCACGCCUGGGGACAUCCGAGAAAACUUUGGGGUCAAUAUGGUCCGGAGCAAUGCCUCGACUGGCCAGGCGGUGGCGGUGGAACUCAUCUUGACCCUCCAGCUCGUGCUCUGCGUUUUGGCCUCCACUGACAGCCGUCAGACCACGGGCUCCCCUGCAGCCACAAUUGGAGCCUCGGUGGCAGUGGGCCACCUCAUCGGGAUCUAUUUCACCGGCUGCUCCAUGAACCCAGCCCGCUCCUUUGGUUCCGCUGUCAUCGUGGGGAAGUUUGAAGUCCACUGGAUCUUCUGGGUGGGACCCUUGACAGGAGCCAUCCUGGCUUCGCUGAUCUACAACUUCAUCCUGUUCCCUGACACCAAGACCCUGGCCCAGCGACUGGCCAUCCUCACGGGCAGUGCAGAAAUGGAGAAAAUGGAAGGGGAGGAACCCCAGAAAAAAGAAACCCAGGCCAACUCAGAGGACACUGAGAUGGACAGUGUGUGUCAGGUGGCAUAGAGCUUGGCCUCUGCCCUCAAGCUUCUGAAAAGAGCCCUCAAAGUGGACAGCAUGCUUUAUAUAACCAGAUUUCAGGUUUUCCUGGGGACAUGGGGGGCUUGCGAGGUGGGGUGGGAAGGCUUGGCCUCUUGACCUAACAGGGUGGGCAGGGGAUCCCCAGCAUUACAU